UUCUAGAACGUUGCUGUGGUAGCGCUCGGGCGCCAUGUUAGGACGAAGGGGAAGGAGGAGAAGCGCUUAAAGCGGCGGGAGCGGGUGCGGGAGCGGGGUUGGACCCAGGGCCGAGCCAGGCCCCCCCCGCCCUCCCGCCUCAGUGGAUCAUGCCCAGGGCGGCAGCGGCGGCGGUUGCGGGGGGGCAGUGACUGGGCGGUGCCGGCGCGGGAGACGAUGCCGUUUCCAGUUACAACGCAGGGGUCACAACAAACACAACCGCCACCGAAGCACUAUGGCAUUACCUCUCCUAUCAGCUUAGCGGCCCCCAAGGAGACCGACUGCGUACUGACACAGAAACUGAUCGAGACUCUGAAGCCCUUCGGGGUUUUUGAAGAGGAAGAGGAACUGCAGCGCAGGAUUUUAAUUUUAGGGAAAUUGAAUAACCUGGUAAAAGAAUGGAUACGAGAAAUCAGUGAAAGCAAGAAUCUUCCACAAUCUGUAAUUGAAAAUGUUGGAGGAAAAAUUUUUACAUUUGGAUCUUACAGAUUAGGAGUACAUACAAAAGGUGCUGAUAUUGAUGCAUUGUGUGUUGCACCAAGACACGUUGAUCGAAGUGACUUUUUCACCUCAUUCUAUGAUAAGUUGAAAUUACAAGAAGAAGUGAAAGAUUUAAGAGCUGUUGAAGAGGCAUUCGUACCUGUUAUCAAACUAUGUUUUGAUGGAAUAGAGAUUGAUAUUUUGUUUGCAAGAUUAGCACUGCAGACUAUUCCAGAAGAUUUGGACCUACGAGAUGACAGUCUGCUUAAAAACUUAGAUAUAAGAUGCAUAAGAAGUCUUAAUGGUUGCAGGGUAACCGAUGAAAUUUUACAUCUAGUACCAAACAUUGACAACUUCAGGUUAACUCUGAGAGCUAUCAAACUUUGGGCCAAACGCCACAACAUCUAUUCCAAUAUAUUAGGUUUCCUCGGUGGUGUUUCCUGGGCUAUGCUAGUAGCAAGAACUUGCCAGCUUUAUCCAAAUGCAAUAGCGUCAACUCUUGUACAUAAAUUUUUCUUGGUAUUUUCUAAAUGGGAAUGGCCAAAUCCAGUGCUAUUGAAACAGCCUGAAGAAUGCAAUCUUAAUUUGCCUGUAUGGGACCCAAGGGUAAACCCCAGUGAUAGGUACCAUCUUAUGCCUAUAAUUACACCAGCAUACCCACAACAGAACUCCACGUACAAUGUGUCCGUUUCAACACGGAUGGUCAUGGUUGAGGAGUUUAAGCAAGGUCUUGCUAUCACAGAUGAAAUUUUGCUGAGUAAGGGAGAGUGGUCCAAACUUUUUGAAGCUCCAAACUUCUUUCAGAAGUACAAGCAUUAUAUUGUACUUCUAGCAAGUGCACCAACAGAAAAACAACGCCUAGAAUGGGUGGGCUUGGUGGAGUCAAAAAUCCGAAUCCUGGUUGGAAGUUUGGAGAAGAAUGAAUUUAUUACAUUGGCUCAUGUGAACCCCCAGUCGUUUCCAGCACCCAAAGAAAAUCCUGACAAGGAAGAAUUUUGCACGAUGUGGGUGAUUGGGCUAGUGUUUAAAAAAACAGAAAACUCUGAAAACCUCAGUGUUGAUCUCACCUAUGAUAUUCAGUCUUUCACAGAUACAGUUCAUAGGCAAGCAAUAAACAGCAAGAUGUUUGAGGUGGACAUGAAAAUUGCUGCAAUGCAUGUCAAAAGAAAGCAACUCCAUCAGCUGCUACCUAAUCAUGUGCUUCAGAAAAAGAAAAAGCAUUCAGCAGAAGGUGUCAGGUUAACCCCUCUGAAUGACAGCAGCCUUGACUUGUCCAUGGACAGUGAUAACAGCAUGUCUGUGCCUUCACCUACCAGUGCUAUGAAGACCAGUCCAUUGAACAGUUCUGGCAGCUCUCAGGGCAGAAACAGUCCUGCUCCAGCUGUGACGGCGGCCUCUGUGACCAACAUCCAGGCUACUGAAGUUUCUGUGCCACAAGUCAGUUCCAGUGAAAGCUCAGGGGGGCCAUCGAGCGAAAGCAUUCCUCAGACUGCCACACAACCAGCCAUUUCACCACCACCAAAGCCUACGGUCUCCAGAGCUGUUCCUCCAGCACGUCUGGCUAACCCGCCACCUAGACCUUCAGGAAACGCAGCAACAAAAAUACCUAACCCUGUAGUUGGAGUCAAGAGGACAUCCUCCCCUCACAAAGAAGAGAGUCCCAAGAAAGCCAGAACAGAAGAGGAUGAAACAAGUGAAGAUGCUAACUGUGUUGCUUUGAGUGGACAUGCUAAAACAGAAGCCAAGGAACAGCUCGAUACAGAGACAAGUACAACUCACUCAGAAACUAUUCAGACAGCGGCUUCUCUGUUGGCCUCGCAGAAAACAUCCAGUACAGACCUUUCUGAUAUCCCUGCUCUCCCUGCAAAUCCUAUUCCUGUUAUCAAGAAUUCAAUAAAACUGAGAUUGAAUCGGUAAAAACCACCUCAGGGGUCCAUAAACAAUAUCUGCCAACUCAACCUGUUGUCUUCAAAUGCUUAAAAAAAAAAAGGAGAAUGGAGGGGACAAGACUAGACAUGAGUGGGAGUGGAAUUUUUUUUUUUUUCUGGGUGACCUCCUUUACUGGGCUAAUCAGCACUUGAUCGGAAGUCCAGGUUAGUAUGUGAAGCCAGGAGUACUAUUAUUAUUGUGUUAGCAACAGUUGCAUUAACUAUUUCAAAAAUUACUGCCUUUUUAAAAAAAGCAUACACACACACACACACAAAACUAAAAAAAGCACCCCCAAAAAAGCCUCAAGCGAUAUUUGUGUCCAUAAUUUACAUCUGGAUUGGGUUAUGCUUGAUGCAUUGUUUAGAAUCUUGCAAUACAAACUGGCAUAAGAAUUCCUUAUUCUGAUGAUGCACUUUUAUGUAAUUUUUUUAUUAGAAAGUAGAACUAAUUUUAGAUUUUCAGCUUGAUGGAUUUUCAUUUUUCCUUGAGGGAUUUUAUUCACCAUUAGUCUUCCAAGUUGGGCCCCACUGUGCAGCGGUGAGCUUUGGGCUCCAGAGAGCAGCCCGAGUCCGUCUGGGCCAGUCCUGGAACCCAGGCCAAUGAAGUGUCCACUCAAGGGAACAUAGAAUUGACACUGAAAGAGUCAUUAGGAAAUACUUGGUUUUGAUGGGGUCAUGAUUAAGAAAUGAUAUAUUUGUUUUAUUUAUAGAAUUGUUUUAGAAUGCAUACAAAUCAGCGAUCAGCCAGCAAAUACUUUUCUUUGAGCUUAUUGAAAAGCUCUGUAUACUUUUUGCCUUCGGUAUGUCGUCCUUGAAACAAGGCUUUUUGCUUCUUUUCCCUUUUUUCCUUUUUGCUUGUUUGCUUAAGGCCAGACGUAACUUCAUAAACUACAAAAUGCCAGUAUUUCCUUAAGCCAUGACAUGAAACCGGUGGCCCUGUGGCCUCAUGACAUGGGACACUACGUUCUGUUCCUGCGGCGGAAACGCUGAUGCCUGUGUAACACACCCGUCUCGGAUGGUCACUGGGUCUCUAAGCGUGAGGAAUUUUGUACCCUCCACAAAACUCCUGUCCGUAUCAGAGUUGUCCAUUUUCAGCGUAGGGAAAAAGGCAUUUUUCUCCCAGAGUUUAAACCAGUUUUCAUUUUUAAAAUGGUUUUUUACAUGUUAGAAACAUUUUAAAAAUCAUUUCUAGUCAGCUCCCUACUCCUUUUUCAUUUUGUUUCAUUCUGCCAAUAGAUUAGCAGCUCCUCAUUCCUCAUAAUCGAGCAGUACAGCAUUCACCAUGGGAAGUUCGAGGGAUGCCAGAUGUUGCUAAACUUCCUCUUCUCUUAAUCUGGACGAAGCAGCCCUAGCCGAGUUCUCUGACGAGCAUGUUUUCCGAACCCUCCAUUGUGCGCCAUCCUUAUCCUAUGUGCAUAUUUCAUGUUCAGCUGCAGUUCCUUGAACUCUGCCCCCGCCCCUCUAAAUUAAUUUUCCAGAGUUGGAGUGUAGUCUUCCCCCUUAGGCUCUGCAUUAAUCGAGGUUUCUUUUCCCAUGCUUCUUCCUGUCCCGUCCACAAUCUUGGUCCCACCUCUUUGCUCUCUGCACAGUCACCUUGCCUUUGCUCCCGCCACCUGAGAGACCUGCUCAGCCCGACAGGUGAAGUGGACGAGGUGUCUGUGUUCCGUGUAGCUUCAGAGUUAGAUUGAAAUUGCCAGGCACAGAUUUCGUCUUGUCAUUUUGUUUACACACGGGGGGGAGGGGGGGAUUCAGUUUAUUAAACGUUUCAUGUAACUGCACCCAAGUUUUGCCAAGCUGGAAACUUGGACCUUUUUUGUGUAGUGACUUUUUAAUUCUAGUUUUCAUAACCUGGGGAUCAGACUGUUGCUUUCGCAUGACGUCCGUAGUGUCUCAUGACUGGAGUUUGCUUUGUUUUAUAGUAUCUGUACUCCUUGUAUUUUUCAAGAGCUAUUUUGUAAACAGAUGAUGUAUUUCUCCAUUGAAAACACAAUAAAAAAAAAACAGCACAAUU
Messenger RNA from Sorex fumeus (smoky shrew), 4458 nucleotides. RefSeq names its product poly(A) polymerase alpha (gene PAPOLA). Gene Ontology annotation, molecular function: RNA binding; poly(A) RNA polymerase activity. The record is from RefSeq and is a predicted model, not a curated record. Bases 217 to 2436 code for a protein of 739 amino acids. The transcript is spliced from 22 exons. Gene Ontology annotation, cellular component: nucleus. Lineage: Eukaryota; Metazoa; Chordata; Mammalia; Eulipotyphla; Soricidae.